Molecule: messenger RNA, 1222 nt
Organism: Dendronephthya gigantea
Lineage: Eukaryota; Metazoa; Cnidaria; Anthozoa; Malacalcyonacea; Nephtheidae
Product: PC-esterase domain-containing protein 1B-like
Exons: 3
Coding region: 167-1222 (351 amino acids)
Source: RefSeq, a predicted model, not a curated record
AACAUGUGGUGUGUGUUUUAAGCAGUUCAAAUUAAGGGAUGUAUGUGACUGAAACAAUAGAACUAUUCUAUGGUUAUAGAAUAAACUAUUACAGAUAAUCAUCCUUUUUAGAUAUUCCAAGUGAUCAGCAGUGAGGCUAAGCAAGUGGUGAUUUUACCAAUGAGCAAUGGCCACUCACUGGUUCUCAACAAAUGACACACAAAAGCUACUGGAAAACAAAAAGGUUGUCAUUAUUGGAGAUUCAGUUCAGAGAGGUGUCUACAAAGAUCUAGUUUGCUUGUUACAAAAGGAUCAGCUUCUCAAACCUGGAGACUUAAAAAAGAAGGGUGAAGAUAGUUUUGAAGGGGACGAACUCCUAGAAGGUGGAAGCAAGGCGGGAUUGAAAAACGUGAAGUACAAAGAAGUUCGAAGAUUUGCGAAAGGGGCAACGGUGAUAAUGUUCUACUUCGUUUCACGCUGCUACGGAGACUACGUGAAAUCUAUCAUCGAUACUUUUGACAACGCACCGCCGGAUAUCGUUAUUAUGAACUCCUGUCUUUGGGAUCUUUGUCGUUAUGGAAAGAAUUCCAUCUCGGAAUUUAAAGAGAACGCCAAAGAGCUGCUUGAGGCCUUAGGACUAGUGAUGCCUUUUGAGAGUAAGAAGAUGUUUAUAUGGAAUGCCUCUCUGCCUGUUAUCGACAGUCGCAGGGCAUCUUGUGUUCCCUUCGAUUUUCCGCAAGAUUUUUAUCCGGAGAACGAAAGUGUACGAGGCGCUAAUCUGUACGUUCGUGAUCAGAUGAUCGAUUACGGAAAUCACUUUGUUUUUCUUGAUCUUUAUAACAUUUUUCACGGACAUCUCAACCACCGCAUUCAUGAUGGAGUACAUUGGGAUGAUUUCGCCCACAGGAAAAUAACGCAUUUUCUGCUAAGCGAGAUUUCUGAGCAGUUGGGUUUCAAACUACCUUGCAAGGAAAACACCCCUCCUGUCGUUCCCAGCGAUCCCCGUAGGACUAUUAGACCAUCUUUACCUUCCAUUCCAUCUGUCGGUGGCCGACGAUCGCACGGUUUUGUACCAAACCAUUCGACUUCACCGUAUCAGAGACCGAGACCAAAAGCAGCCCAUCAUGUUCACCAUCCUCCGUACAGAGCGACCAAUCCUCUGCCUUAUCCGUUAUUGACAACUAUGGCCAGGCUGAGUUACCAGGGGGCGAGAUUCCUGGGCUCCAAUUUCCCUUUGCGUUAG